Molecule: messenger RNA, 1026 nt
Organism: Lactuca sativa (garden lettuce)
Lineage: Eukaryota; Viridiplantae; Streptophyta; Magnoliopsida; Asterales; Asteraceae
Source: RefSeq, a predicted model, not a curated record
UGGUAGUCGUUGUGGUUUUGCCUUUGUGAAAGUCGUGUAUAGAGAAAGAUAAGCUUUUAAAGAAACACGUCACCACAUCACUAGAAAUGUUCCUCCUCAGAACAACCACCGCCACCACCACGCCGGCCUCUCUCCCUCUCCCUCUCCUCUCCAUCUCCUCCCACCUUUCUCUCUCUAAGCCCUCUUCUUUCCCGGUAACCUCCACAAAACCUCUCUUCACCCUUCGCCACUCCUCCUCUACCCCCAAAAUCAUGAGCUGGCUAGGCAGGCUAGGGUUCGGUACGCGCACCCCCGCCGAUGCGUCCAUGGAUCAGUCCUCUAUUGCUCAGGGACCCGACGAUGACAUUCCGGCACCCGGUCAACAGUUCGCUCAAUUCGGUGCGGGUUGUUUCUGGGGCGUCGAGUUAGCGUUCCAGAGGGUUCCAGGUGUUUCGAAGACUGAAGUCGGUUAUACACAGGGAUUUCUCCAUAAUCCGACCUAUAAUGAUAUUUGCUCCGGUACUACCAACCAUUCGGAGGUUGUUCGCGUUCAGUAUGACCCCAAAGCUUGUAGUUUCGACAGUUUGCUUGAUUGUUUCUGGGAGAGGCAUGAUCCUACCACACUUAAUCGUCAGGGGAAUGAUGUUGGAACACAAUAUAGAUCUGGGAUAUAUUUCUACACACCUGAGCAAGAAAAAGCAGCAAUAGAAGCAAAGGAACGACACCAGAAGAAACUGAACAGAACAGUUGUGACAGAGAUCUUGCCUGCAAAGAAGUUCUACAGGGCAGAAGAGUAUCAUCAGCAGUAUCUUGCAAAGGGAGGUCGAUUUGGGUUCAGGCAAUCUACUGAGAAAGGUUGCAAUGACCCUAUUCGUUGCUAUGGCUAAUCUGAUCUGUGUCUAUUUGGAACAUGGUAAAUUUUAUAAUCAUGAAUGUAUAAUGAUUGUUGAUAUGUGUCUUGAAGUUUGAAUGAUUUUGGGUGUCCUAUAGAACAUAUUAUUUAUGUGUAGUGAUGGAUGAAAAUAAACAUAAACAAAGGUUUUACUA